Messenger RNA from Micromonas commoda, 1032 nucleotides. RefSeq lists its product with no specific name. Lineage: Eukaryota; Viridiplantae; Chlorophyta; Mamiellophyceae; Mamiellales; Mamiellaceae. The record is from RefSeq and is a predicted model, not a curated record. The transcript has a single exon. The coding region runs from base 1 to 1032 and encodes 343 amino acids.
AUGGAGGGGGUGCACACAUCCGAGCGGAGGUUCUCACGAAUAGACAGAGUGUUGGAGGCGUUGCAGAACAGGCAGCAGCGCCCCCCCCAGCCGAAAGAGAAGAAGGCACCCCUCUCGUCCUCUUCCUCCUCUUCCUCCUCGGAAGAUGAGCUGGACACUCAUGCCGGCGUGCCCACGAAAGAAGAAUCCGUGCGGAGCCUUGAGCAGAACGCUGCCACGAUGGUGGCCAUGGCUGAGAUGGCCAAGCUGCGCGUCAAAGCCGCGGGUACGUCGAUUCCUUCCAAGGCGUCGAUACCCGAGGAAUGGACUCGGAAGCAGUCGCCGAUUCCGUCGCCGACCCGCCCCGAGCGUCGUCCACGCGACCCGCUCACGUUUUCCGACGACGAGCUCAUCACCGAGCUACGUAGGCUACGUGCGAGGCUUAGAAGGGAUCCGGAGAACGUCAAGUUCGCCUUCCAGCGCCGGAUAGGCAGGAGAGCUCUGACGACUGCGUUGUUGAAAGACGUAGAGGACGCGGCCGCAACAAUCAUCGCCGCUCACUGGCGCGCAAGGGAGGUUCGCGUCGGGAUGCCAGCCUGGCGCGUAGCGGUAGCGCAUAGAGACGAUGUAGUCUGGGAGAGGCUGCAAGGCGCGCUCAUACGAUGGCGUAAAUUGGCGGCUACGAGAAGGAAACUGAGGAUCGCUGCAAGAUCCCUUCGUCUCAGGCGCGGCGACCGGGCGCACUAUUACAUCGGAGACGGAUACGUAGACUACGAUGGCGACUGCAGAGCGUGGGAGGCACACGAAAUAGAUGGCGUGGCGGGAGUUGCGGACGCGUUCAGGAGAUGGAGGUUCGUGGCGUGGUCGUUCGUGAGGUGGAGAGAGUGGUGCGUAUUCGAGGCUGAGAAGGCUUCCUCGAGUUUGGUGGUGAAGAGCAACGGGCAGAAACGCGUGGCUCAAGACAGCGAAAGUUCGGUGUCGUCGGAUGAGCCGUCUCGUGGCCACGACGACUUUGCUGGAUUCUCGUCGGAUGAUGACUCUUUCUUUUGGUAG